Molecule: messenger RNA, 435 nt
Organism: Kickxella alabastrina
Lineage: Eukaryota; Fungi; Kickxellomycota; Kickxellomycetes; Kickxellales; Kickxellaceae
Product: lysozyme-like domain-containing protein
Exons: 1
Biological process (GO): carbohydrate metabolic process
Cellular component (GO): extracellular region
Molecular function (GO): chitosanase activity
Source: RefSeq, a predicted model, not a curated record
UGCCCAAAGAACCUGGCCUUCCAGCUGACCAACGUCUUUCAGUUUGGCGACAUUAAGUCACCCUAUGGCAACUGCGAGCUAGACACCAACGGCAGUGGCUACUCGUCUGGCGUGGCAAACUUUAACACUGCCGCUGGCGACACCUGGCAGGUGAUCCAGGCCUACCACAAUCUCACGGGCGGAAAUGACGAGUUUUCAAAGUACAACACUGUGCUUGGCGAACGAGCAAAAAACAGGGAUGGCUCUAUUGCCGGGUUAGAAGGCUUUUGCGAUGCGUGGAAGGCCCUUGCUUUGAACACAAAGUUUAUUUCGGCACAGGGCACGGUCUACGACAAUCUGUAUUUCACUCCGUCUCAGACGCAGGCCAAAACACUUGGACUCAAGCUCAGCGUCAGUCUAGCGGCCUUUUAUGACACCGCUGUUUCUCGUGGCUCA